This is a messenger RNA of Myxocyprinus asiaticus (Chinese sucker), 6088 nucleotides long. Its product is annotated as gastrula zinc finger protein XlCGF52.1-like. The coding region runs from base 132 to 1454 and encodes 440 amino acids. NCBI's taxonomy places the organism in Eukaryota, Metazoa, Chordata, Actinopteri, Cypriniformes, Catostomidae. The transcript has 2 exons. The record is from RefSeq and is a predicted model, not a curated record.
UUUUAAUACCAGUUGUUCGUCUCGGGAUGAACAGUCUCUGUAAAAUCUCAGAAGAAGGAUUAACCUACAAGUGAAGAGAGAGGAAUCAAUCCAGGCGUAUCAACUGAAAUCUACACGACACUAUUGUUAAGAUGGAGUUUGCUGAAGAGAAGAGAACUGAAGACACUGAGGAACUAAGAGACCUGAUGGAAGUGGAAGAAGAAAGUCAAGAAAUGAAUUAUGUGGGGGAGAAACAUCAGGAUCAGAAACCAGAAAAAUUCAUAACUGGAAAAAAAAAAAAAUGUUGUCCAAAGAUUGAAAGGAAUUUAUUACAAAGAACAACACAAAAAACAAGAGCCAAGACAUAUUUAACCUGCCCACAGUGUGGAAAGAGUUUCAAACAACAAGGAAAUCUUAACGAUCACUUAAUAACUCACUCUGGAGAGAGGCCUUUCACAUGCCCACAGCGUGAAAAGAGUUACAAAUGUAAAAAAGACCUUCAGAGGCAUUUAAUAACUCACUCUGGAGAGAGCCCGUUCACAUGUCUUCAGUGUGGAAAGAGUUUCACACAAAAUAAAAGCCUAAAAAUGCAUAUGAGAAUUCACACUGGCGAGAAGCCUUUUACAUGCCUUCAGUGUGGAAAGAGUUUUACAUAUAAAAAGAGCCUAAAGGUUCACAUGAGAAUUCACACUAGGGAGACCUUGACAUGCCAUCAGUGUGGAAAGAGUUUUACAUAUAAAAAGAGCCUACAUAUUCACAUGAGAAUUCACACUGGUGAGAAGCCAUUCACAUGCCUUCAGUGUGGAAAGAGUUUUACACGUAAUGAGCACCUUCAGAGGCACGCAAGAAUUCACUCUGGAGAUAAGCCAUUCACAUGCUAUCUGUGUGGGAAGAGUUUUGCUCGUGAAGAAUACCUUAAGAAUCACAUGAGGAUUCACACUGGAGAAAGGCCUUUCACAUGUCAUCAGUGUGGAAAGAGUUUUACACAGGCAGCCAAUCUCCAAAUUCACCAGCGCACUCACUCAGGAGUAAAGCCACUUAAAUAUGAACAUGAAAAAGUUUAUAUGUGCUUUGAAUGUGGAAAAACCUUUAAUAGAUCCAAUCACUUGAAACAGCACCAAAGAAUCCAUACUGGCGAAAAACCUUACAAGUGUUCACAUUGUGGAAAUAGUUUCACUCACUCAGGAACCCUGAAAGAACAUGAAAGAGUGCACACUGGAGAAAAACCUUACAAGUGUUCACAUUGUGGAAAUAGUUUCACUCACUCAGGAACCCUGAAAGCACAUGAAAGAUUGCACACUGGAGAGAAGCCAUACCACUGCUCUUUAUGUGAGAUGAGUUACAUUUCAUUAAGUUCUCUAAAGAAACACAUGAUUCAUCACAGUGAGCAAAGUUCAUCUUCUGGUCCAAUUCAGAUAAACCCCAAAAAUGGAUUUCAUUUUGACAAGAGAAAUAAAGGGUUUAUUGCUGUGUGAUGAAUGAGAAUGUUUAAGGUUGGUUUUUCUUUGUUGUUUUCUCUUACAAAAGUUGGAUUUUGAAUUGGAUAAGCAUAUGAUCUUAUGUUAAAGAGUGUGGCGGGGUAAGAGACUGAUACAGUGGGUAUGGCGUCAGGCCUCAGAGAGGCGUUUAUUGGAUAUGAUAAACAAAUGUAAAAAAUGGGGAAAAUAAUGUGUCCGUUGGGGGGGAUGUGUUCAAAAUAAAGGGGAAUCUGGCGUCCUUGCGGUGAAGGGGGCUUUGUGACUGGGUAGUGUCCACCGGUAUGGUCCAGGACGUAGGCGGGGUCCGACGGCCGCAUGCACUCCCCUCCGUGGUCCAUGGCGUAAGAGGCAGCGGCUUCUGUGGAGCCUGUCUUCCCAGGCGCAGAGGGGAGGGGUCCCGGCACUCAUGCCCGUCAGCUGCGACGCAUGCUCCCAUUUCCCCGUUAUCGCAUCUAGUUCACGCCGGUGGCCGAGGGUGCGGGUCCGGCACGCAUCUAAUUCGACCAGUACUCUCCCUGCUCUGCUCCUGGAUAAGCAAGGACGCCAGUGUGUGCACAUGGAGAAUAGAAGUCGGCUUCCCGAGAAGAGGCUCGCUCUACGUUUAUUUGGCAGCAGUGACAAGGCUAAACACAUCAUGUUUGUUUCGUUCCCCCAAGGUUAUAAUAGUUUUUCAUUUUUAAUUUAGUUUUUUAUUUCAUUUUCAAUGCUUCACUCCAAUUUAGUUUAGUUUUUGUUCGUUAGAUAUUUGUUAGUUUUUCAGUAUAUUUAGUUUUAUUUUAGUUUUAGUAUUUAUAUUAAGGGAUAAUGGAGAAUGGGGAAAACUGGUAUUUGUGUAGGCUAAUGUGGGUCAUAUAGUUGGGCAUUCCAAAUUGGGGAGAAAAUGGGGAGAGAGGAAAAAAAACCCUGAAAUAUCACAUUGACAUAAGUAUUCAGACCCUUGACUCAGUACUCCGUAGCGAUUACAGCCUCAAGUCUUUUGGGGUAUGUUGUGACUAGCUUUGCAGUUUGCACACCUGGAUUUGGGGAUUUUCUGCUAUUCUUCUCUUCAGAUCCUCUCAAGCUCUGUCAGGUUGGAUGGGGACCAUCAGUGGACAGCCAUUUUAAGGUCUCUCCAGAGAUAAUAAAUUGAGCCCCUCUUGCGUUGUCUUGGCUGUGUGCUUAGGGUCAUUGUCCUGUUGGAAGGUGAACCUUCGUCCCAUUCUGAGGUCCUGAGUGCUCUGGAACAGGUUUUCAUUAAGGAUAUCUCUUUAUUUUGCUGCGUUCAGCUUUCCUUCAACCCUGACCAGUCCCCCAGUCCCUGCCGUUGAAAAACACCCUAAAAACAUGAUGCUAGCACCACCAUGCUUCACCUUUGGAUAGUAUUGUGAAGGUGAUGAGCGGUGCCUGGUUUCCUCAAGACUCAGAAUUGAGGCCAAACAGUUCAAACGUUUCAUCAGACCAGAGACUAUCUUGUUUCUCACAGUUUGAGAGUUCUUUAGGUGCUUUUUUGCAAAUUCCAAGCUGGCUUUCAUUUGUCUUGGACUGAGGAGAGGCUUCGAUCUGGCCACUCUGCCAUAAAGCCCAGAUCAGUGGAGUGUUGCAUUGAUGGGUGGUUUUCCUUCUGCAAGUUUCUUCAUGAUCUCUGGAGCUCAACCAGAGUGACCAUCAGGUUCUUGGUCACCUCUCUUACCAAGGCCCUUCUCCCUCGAUUGCUCAGUUUGGCUGGGCGGCCAGCUCUCGGAAGAGUCUUGGUUGUUCCAAACUUCUAUUUAAGAAUUAUGGAGGCCACUGUGCUCUUGGGAACCUUUAAUUUAAGACCUAAUUAAUUUUAUUAAACAUUUUUAAAGCCUUCCUCAGAUCUGUGCCUCGACACAGUCCUGUCUCUGAGCUCUGCAGGCAGUUCCUUUUGACCUCAUGGCUUGGUUUUUGCUCUGAUAUACAUUUUCAGCUGUGAGACCUUAUAUAGACAGAUGUGUGCCUUUCCAAAUCAUGUCCAAUCAAUUGAGUUAGCCACAGGUUGACUCCAGUCAAAGUGUAGAAACAUCUCAAAGGUGAUCCAGAGAAAUGGGAUGUACCUGAGCUAAAUUUCAAGUGUCAUGGCAAAGGGUCUGAAUACUAAUGUCAAUGUGAUAUUUCAGUUUUUUUCUUUUUAUUAAAUUUAAGUUAUCAAAAAUCUGGUUUUUGCUUUGUCAUUAUGGUGUAUGGAGUGAAGAUUGAUGUGAAAAAAAAAUUAAAGCAUUUUAGCAUAAGGCUGCAACAUAAAAUGUGAAAAAAUUAGGGGGUCUGAAUACUUUCUGAAUGCACUGUAUAUUGUCACAAUACCAACAUUUCUGUAGUUGUUAGUGAAAUUUGACAAUACUUGAUACUAGCUUAUCACAACAACAAAAAAUCACACCAAUUCAUUUAUGUAAGAAUUGUACUCAAGUAAUUAUUCAAGACUACUGAACAGUCAGUAAUAAAAUAAAAAUACAGCAAUGAAUAGAAAUAAUUCAAUUUCUUUUUUUGAUACAGCAGUAUCAAGUAUUCAAGUAAAGAUCAGAAUGAAAUGCUACAUAGAGCCUAAUUACUGCUGGUCUUCACUGUAUAAUGUAUAAUACAUUAAUACUUUUUAAAGCUAAUAAAGUUAUCCAGUCAAGAAUGGUGUGUUUUUCUCAUUUUCUUAUGGUUCUUUGAUUAAUAUUAACAACAACAGCAGGCCGGUUAGGUUACAUUAACACACACAAGUCCGAUACUUUGAUACAAAUCUGCUUCCUCCCCACAGUUUACGUUCACUUUAGACAUCACUCUCUUAGUUUACAUGAAUACCUCACCAAGACAGGCAUUUUGGCAAAAUCUUUAAAUAUAUUAGAUUGUUCAGGCGCGUAUCUGCAUUUAGAGCAUUCUUGGAGCACACGUGCAUGUGAGCGCUCAAAAAGCCGUCUGUCCAGUCAAAGCGUGCAUCUAUUCCUAGAUCACUUGCGAAAUAUACAAUUACGUACCCAGUUCGAAUCCAGGGCAUGCUGAGUGACUCCAACCAGGUCUCCUAAGCAACCAAAUUGGCCCGGUUGCUAGGGUGGGUAGAGUCACAUGGGGUAACAUCCUCGUGGUCACUAUAAUGUGGUUCUCUCUCGGUUGGGCGCGUGGCGAGUUCCACAUGUGCUAUGUCUCCACGGUAACGUGCUCAACAAGUCACGUGAUAAGAUGCACGGAUUGACGAUCUCAGACGCGGGGAGGCAACUGAGAUUCAUCCUCCGCCACCAGGAUUUAGGCGAGUCACUACGCCACCACGAGGACUUCGAGCGCAUUGGGAAUUGGGCAUUCCAAAUUGGGGAGAAAAUCAAAAAAAUUAAUACAUUUGUGCAUCCUGUAUUAUUUUCAACAGCAGAAUAAGAACUAUGUAAUAAGGCCUUGGCUCUAUCACAAAAAUAGCAGGUUAUUUUUUCCUUAUUGUCAUUCAGGCUACUUUUCUCUUUUACUUGAGCCUUCAAAAAUCCACUUGUCCCGGACAAGCGUUAAUGUCGAACCCUGCUGAACUUCAAACCAAACUCUUUACCAGUUCCAAAUUAAAUCUAAAUAAAAUCACAGAUUGACAGGGUAAAAUGGAAUGAGUGAUGACUGUUAUCUACCUGCUUUGCCUCUUUACAAUGGUAGUGAUUCUUGCUCUGUUUCUGAUGCAAUGCGGUAUUAGGCCGUCUAUUAUCGCAGUCUGUUGGACUCUUCAUGUGAUGGUAGGCCUGAUGGUGGGUUUAAAGGUUAAAAAACACUGCAACGAAAACAAAAUCUUAUUCAAGAUUAUUUUUAUUCCAGUUAGUUUCAGAGCCAUGGAUUUUUUAUUUUAGUUUAGCUUCAUUUUUUUCCAGGUUUUCAAAUUUUUACAUUUAGUUUUAGUUUACAAUGCAACAAGUACGGUGUUUAAUUUUUAUUUUAUUAUAUUUAUUUAUCCCACAUUAUACAUUUGUACAUAUACAGUGAAAUUAUUUUUUUUCACAUAUCCCAGUUAAGCUGGGGUCAGAGUGCAGGGUCAGUCAUGAUACAGUGCCCCUCGAGCAGUUAGGGUCAAGGGCCCAACAGUGGCAUCUUGGCGGUGCUGGGGCUUGAACCCCCGACCUUCUGAUCAGUAACCCAGAGCCUUAACUGCUGAGCCACCACAGCCGAAAAAGAACUUUGCUGUGAGAAUACCUGGUCCUUAAGUCUCUCUGUGAAUAGCAUAGUCACGUGACACAACAAACGGCAAGUCAGUGAUUGUAAUUGUACUCUGUAGAGGCCUCUGUUAUUCUGUAGAAAAAUAAUUUUUUUAAUCAACCAUCUGUGUUGAUUUUUAGCGCAGAUUAAUCAGUAAAACUGAUAUAACGGUCAACCACAAGGUUUGAAGUGUACCCAGAUCACGUCUACAUGACUUUGAUUAAGGACAGAUUGUCUGCAACCUUUUUUUCUUAGUUAAAGGUGCUGUAAGCCAUUUUUUUCAUGGAAAAGUAUGCAAAAAAAAAAAAUUGCCUACUCCCUUAAAGAUAUUAAGGAAAUAAGUGUCCUGAGAUAUCUCACCGGUCUCUGUGACAGCUGUAGACUUUGUAAACGGCAAACAAAAAUGUGUCCGUGGAUAUUGAAGCUUUUCAUUGUCAAUCAUUUUGCUCGUUCUCAUAGUGUUGUAUUUGAGGUGGAUCAUUGAGGCUACA